Molecule: messenger RNA, 3573 nt
Organism: Ostrea edulis (European flat oyster)
Lineage: Eukaryota; Metazoa; Mollusca; Bivalvia; Ostreida; Ostreidae
Exons: 11
Coding region: 180-3461 (1093 amino acids)
Source: RefSeq, a predicted model, not a curated record
GACAUGUGGUAAUGUGGAACAUUAGUUACACGGACGUGAGGAGGAGUUCUGGCUUGAUUUAAAUUCAGCAGGUGUGUUUUUCGAGGAAACAUUUUGCCAAACCAAGUAAGCUGUUGACCUCUUUAGUAGAAAGUGAAAGAAAUUAGCGCAAUGAAGAGAUGAGAUGAUUAAUCCAAGAAAUGAAAAUGAAGUGUCUUUGUAUCUAUUGGUUUACAUUGCUGUGUAUAUGUAAAGGUUGUAAAGAAGCCGCAGAUGUGGUUUUUGUGAUAGAUGGUUCGGACAAUGUAUCGCCAGUAGAUUUUCUUCAUGAAGUAACUUUUGUGGGGUCAGAACCCUCAAAAUAUGAGGGGUCUUCCGGCGACGUGAAGUUUGGCGCCGUCCUGUAUGGGUCCCAAGUGACCGAUAAAAUCAAUAUAGUCCCAAGCAUAGACAACAAUCAGUUUGUGAACAAAGUGAGACAGUUAAAACAGACAGGAGGGAAACCUCUAGUUUUCCGUGCUUUGAGAGAAAUUCGGAAGGAUCUCUCCAACAUUUACCGUGACGGAAGCAGACGGAUAGCCAUUGUGAUAAUAAGUGAUAAAAUGCAUAAUAGAAAUGCUGUAUUACGAGAAACGAGGUCUCUAAGAAGUGCAGGAGUUAUUGUCAUACCUAUUGGCGUGGGAUUAGACACCCGGGAAAGGGAUUUGAAGGAUUUGUUAACUUACGAAAAUCCAUUCUACAGUAUAAGAAACUUUAGUGAACUAUUCCAAUUAUCUGCAGAAAUACACAACUUUGUAUGUCCCGUGAGAGAAACAAUCUCUGGUACAACCUCAUUCCCGCAAUCUGAAAAUAAUGCAACGCUGAGCGCCGGAACCGAGACCGUCAAUUCUAAUAACGAAAGUUUAUCUACAAAACAAAUGCACACAUAUACAAAACAUACAAGAUAUGUGAUACAAAGAGAUCCAAAAUCGAACGUUAGUGAGAGGGGUUUACAGAUUGAAAUCCCAGUGCUGAGAGAGAUGGUUGACAAACAGCCUUCAGUGAGGCCAUACUUCAUCAAUUACUCGUUGCUUGGCACCAAGAGCUUUAAAAAGAAGAGCACUAGGAAAUCAGAAUAUGGUAGAGCAAGCUCACCUCACAAAAUGGAGAAAGAAGUAUCGGGAAUCAUUAUUGACAAUGACAUUUGGUCACCGACCUCAACACCCUCCGCGAAGAUGUUAACGUUUUCUCCAGAAUCGUCAUGGACGACAAAACCAAGUGAAAAAUCACUGGACAAAAAAGUCCCCAUGUAUUGGAUGGCCAAGGGCCUGAAUGAUUUUCACGAGCUUCUUAAGAACCUUGAUAAAUCAGGACAGGAAAACACGAAUCAUCUUCCAAGAGGAAAUUCGAAACUGAAGACUCUGUUUAUGAGCAAACAAAACACAAAUGCUAAACUUCGUGGAAAAUCCAACUCACAUGUUAAGAAGGAGCGAACGGACUCGGGUGCAACUCAAAGCUACGUCAUUACACAUAGUAGCCCCGGGCCUGAAAAAACCCAACAAAAUCAAACGAGAAGUUUUAGUAGAAAUAAUACAAGACCCAAAAUUGAAACUAAAACACGAGAUAGUGUGUUAAAAAGAAAAUAUAAUAAUACAAUGAAAUCCAAACAACACACGAAAGUAAACACCAACUUUAAUAGAAAGUUGCAUUCCUCUCUACGGAAGAAGGAUAACGUAAUUUAUAACGUUGAAGAACGUAAUACGAACAAGUACUUAAAAAGCACUCCAAAAACUAGAAUUGGUAUUCCAAUUGCGAACAGUAUUCUAAAAACUGUGUUAGCAUCCAAAGAUUCCAAAUCUAGAACAAAUAGUAUUUCAUUAGAGGCUGAAAAAACAGUUUCUAAAGUGCACCCAAACACUCCAGAACAUCCCAAACGGAAGUCCGAGGGAGAUCAUCCAACGUUUACUGACAGCGUUCUGUCUGGUCGACAAGUCCGUCCUAUUUUCACCCUGAGUGGAACAAUGGAUAAUAAUGUCUUUUCCGGUAGGAAUAGUUUCCAGCUUUCCGAUAUGGACGGCAACAAAGAUGAUAGUCAGUUAUCCGACAAUGGGCUCAAUCAGAAUAAAAUCGUUCACGAAAGACCACAAAUUGCCAGUAAUUUAUACAGUCCAUCUAAUGAAUUUUACGUCGAAAAAGGAGUCAAUUCGAUAUCUUAUAAAGAACAUUUUAAGAAGCUUAUGAAUCCGAGGUCUAAUACUCCCAAAGCACCAUUGUCUUUCGACGGUUCCAAAAUAUACUCUACUGGGACUUCUGGACCAUUGUUUCUCUCCCAUGAUAAAGCUUACCAGAAGCCUAUCCCAACGCAAUAUCCCUCUACACCUGCUUCACAAAGUCGUGAAAACAAACGGCCAUUCUAUUUGACUGAUGCAAACUAUGGUCACCUCAUUCCGUCCAUCCCAGAGUCCUCUACCCAGCCAAGCAUGUUUAAUACAGAAAAAUUGACGACUAGACAGUAUCCCACAUUCCCACCAAACUUUUUGGAGAUGUUAGGAAUUUCCUUAGAGGAAUCCCUAAUGCCACAUUCCAGAAAUUUGAAAAGUUCAUCAUAUCCUACUAUGCCCCAAAAUGCCGAAGAAUACCACCACCAGGGAACCGAUGUUCAUUUUUUCAGACAGGCUUCGUAUCUUCCCUCUCCUUGGAUCCAACAAACCAGCUUCCCACAACAGCUUCCUCCACAGCAAUUUCUACAGAAGAUGAACGAAGUGGAAAUAAAUUUUACGGACCAAAACUGUACAAAGAAAGCGUACACCAGUGAUCCGACGUUCUAUGUGGAGAGCUUGAUUUCGCGCCAUGAAAUCAGGCCUUGUCCUCCCGGGACGAUUUUUGAUUCACAAACCUGUGGCUGCACUAAAUCGUUUCCUUUUGUUCAUCAGUUUGAUUGCACUCCAGAAUUACAGCUGACUUUUGAUACAGACUUCAGUGACGUAUCGGGGAAAAGCACUGUCGCAGUUAACCGAGUCCAACUUCAGAACAGCAGCGCUGUGUUUAACGGGGACGGGGAACUGCGCGUGUGGCGAUUCAGCGGCGGAUACAUCGGGAACCAGUUAAUGAUAAAACUUAGAUUUAAACCAACAAGGUUUCAGAAACAGAAGCAACUUUUAGUCGGCAACUGCGCUAAAAGGUCAUCAAUGUCGUAUGGUGUUGAAAUUGACACAAAAUCACGUGAGAUGGUGAUGACCAUUAAAACGGAAAAUGGUAGUGCAACCAUUAGAAUCCAUUUUAAGAUGUUUCAUUGGAAUGAUUUGGUUAUGAUUUAUGAUGGGAGUGUUUAUAAAGCGAUUCUGAACGGGCACAAAGAAGCUGUUCCUCUCAUUGGAAAUGUGGAGGAGCGGUUAAACCCAGUGUGUGUGGGACGAUGUGACGAGACUAAGCUCGGAUUUCAGGGAUAUAUAGAUAAUGUAGAGCUUUUAUUUUGUGUGCCAAAUGUUUGGAGUAGUUUGUAAGAUUCUGUUUUUUUUUUAUUUUUUUUUAUUUUUUUUAUUUAUUCAUUAAGAUUUCAAUACAGAGAUUGUAGAUAUUGACAUUUUUUAGAAUUAAAAUUUGGUAUAAAAAUGA